CCUCGGCACUGUUCAUCUACCUGCUGCUGCACGCUGCUCUGCUACGUCUUGAUUGGCCGUCUUGGCCGAAAUCCCCUUGAAUGAUUUCAAACCGAACCUGAGUGUUUGGACAAGAAGGAGGAGGGGGGGCGCUGCUAAUUCCGAGCAGGCUGAGUGGAAAGGCUUGAAUCCUCCGUCCGCAAACACACCACCUCAGUAAAGAAGCUUAUCCGAGGAGCGUUGUUCACGGUGAAACGCGUACAGGAGAGCACCGAGUGGACUUUAAAAGAGGCUCGUGUUUACGCGACGUUUUCUAUUUUUUGUAAAAGCAAACAUUUGCUUAUUUCAAUUUGUUUCGCUUUCUGUUUACCAUCAUUUGAAUGGAGCGAUGUCAGGAGGAGAGGGCGCACAUUGCGAUGGGAAUGUUGAUGGGAACCAGGACCUGAUUGAAAGUAACUGGUAAUUAAUCGAUUUAAAACAUGUGUUUCCGUUAUUGACCGAAUGUUAGUACGAUCAGUUGUUUUGGAAAAAGGCUACAGAAAGGGUAUUCCUUUACGAGAUUAGCGAGGGCAUUCAGUUCAUGCACGGGUUGCCAUAGCAUCACAUUAAUAUUUCCUUUUAAUUAUCGGCCUGUUGAGGAGGAGGGCAUAACGAUGCUUUCAUAUUUUGGACAAUGUACUUUAACACAAUCCCGCAACUGAGGCUCUGUUGAUUUAGUUUUAGACAGCAAAUUUCAAGCCUCCGUUUUAACACUAUCUGAGACUCAGCCAGAGACAGCCAUGGCCAAAAAUCCGUCCGAGGGAGCGAAGGAUGAGGUGAGCCAGCUGACGGACGAGGAGGUGCUUCGGUUCAGCAAAGAGGAGCUGGUCCGGAGAUUAAGGAGGGUUGACAGCGAGAAAAUGAACCUGAUGAUCGAGCAUGGCAACAUGAUGAAAGACAUCAACCGAAGGCUGCAGGUGCACCUGCACGAAAUCCGGAGCCUGAAGGAGAUCAACCAGAAGUUGCAGGACGACAACCAUGAGCUCCGGGAGCUCUGCUGCUUCCUGGACGACGACCGACAGAAGGGCAAGAAGCUCUCCCGGGAGUGGCAGCGAUUCGGCCGCUUCACUGCCAGUGCCAUGUGGAAGGAGGUGGGCAACUACAUGAUGAAGCUGAAGGAGCUGGAGGCUAACCAGGACACCGUGUUGAGGGAGAACUCUGAGCUGAAGGAGAUCAUCCUCAUGCUGGAUGAAGAGAGGAACGGAGCAGGGUCCAGGAGCUCCAUAGACAGUCAGUCCAGUUUGACCAACCUGAAUGGUGGCACUGGCACCAUCAGGGAUGUCGGAGAUGGAAGUAGCACAUCCAGCACAGGAAGUGCUGGAAGCCCAGAUCACCACAAUCACAACCACAUACACAAGCCUGCCACAGAGAGCAGUAAACUAGGCACCACCAUCAGGAGGUCCAUGGAUGACCUGUCAGCACCGCACCACCACAGGAGUAUCCCCAAUGGACUUAAUGAUUCCUCCACCAACUACAUCAGGCAGCUGGAGUCUAAAGUGCGGAUCCUGGAGGACGAUAACAAUAAGCUUCUCUCACAGGCCAAUAGCCGGUAUAGUUUAUCGCAGUUACAGACAAAAAAGCAGUGCAACCCAGGUGACCUUCGUGCCCUGAGGAAGGGAAUGACCCUGUACCACUCAGAGUCCCAGCUGUCCUCACUGCCCCAACGCCAGGACGCCAUGCACAUGGGUACUGGCCGUCUCCCCACCAGCGAGUCCUCUCCUGCCACAGGUUACCUGUCCUGCGCCCAGAAGCCUGAGGCCGUGGUUCAUGCCAUGAAGGUGCUGGAGGUCCACGAGAACUUGGACAAGCAGGUCCCCGAAGACUACGAGGACGACCUCAGCGAGAAAGAGAAGGCCAUUGUGCGAGAGAUGUGCAACGUGGUGUGGAGAAAGCUGGGUGAUGCAGCAGGAUCAAAGCUGUCCAUCAGACAGCACCUCUCUGGGAACCAGUUCAAAGGGCCGCUGUAGCAUGGCAACAGAAAGAGAAUGAGAGAGAGAUUUACAGUGCACACCUGAAAACACCUGCGCCUACACAACCCAUCAUGCCGUGCUCCCCUACUGCCUACAGAACCCAGCAUUCCUCCGACAGACGCUCUCUAAGGACUGGCUCAGAUAGCUACCAAAUGGACCGGUUAGCCUGUUAUCCACAUGCACAACAGUUUUUAUCUCAGAGCUUAUGAAGCGUCGGCAGCUAGUUUCACCGAUUUUGUUCGUUAAUUUGAAGGUCACACAUUGAUCUCUCUCUACAAUUUUUUCGAAUCUCAGAGCAUAGCUGUGCUACAUUAAGCUAACGAUAAAACAUGGUUUCAAGCACAGAAAAAAAGGGGGCGUUAAUCUCUCAACGUCUUGCUGUGGAUCUGAAGUCAACACGAUGGCGGUAUCUUCAGAUACAUUUUGAUAGUACCUCCUUUAGAGACCCCCUAGCUCCUGUCACAUGUAUCUUCCCCCUAGUGGUCAAUAAGUAUAACUAGCAUUAGCAUCAAAGUGUUAACUAAUGUGAAACCCACUGUGACCUAGCACCUUGUGCUCAUAAGACAAGUCUAUGGAUAAUAACGUCUAGAGAUCACUGUUAACUUGUGUAUAUUAUGUAUAAAACCAUAGCACUACUUUCAAUGUUAUUGUUGAUUUUACUUUUAUCUUUUUUUGUAUUCUAGCGUGGCCAUGUGAUCAAUAAUUUUAGUUGGAAAAGCAUACACAACCAGACCUUUUUAAACAGGGUUUUCUUUUGGUAAAAAAACAAAACUUACUGUUCUUUAAAUUCCUUCUUUUAGUUGUUCUCCAGAUGUGUUGCUGUAAUUCCUUCUCUCUGUAGGCCAUUCUGAAUCAGACCAUCUCCUCGGGCUAAUAUUCUUUGUAAAAAUGAACUAAAACUGUAUGCUGUUUGCAUGCUCGACAAUCAUUUUCUCAGGUUGGGAGGGCUACAGCUUUGUGUGUGUGUGUGUGUGUGUGUGUGUGUGUGUGUGUGUGUGUGUGUGUGUGUGUGUGUGUGUGUGUGUGUGUGUGUGUGUGUGUGUGUGUGUGUGUGUGUGUGUGUGUGUGUGUGUGUGUGUGUGUGUGUGUGUGUGUGUGUGUGUGUGUGUGUGUGUGUGUGUGGGUGUGGGUGGGUGGGUGGGUGGGUGUGUGUGAGUGUGGAGAGACUGAAUGCUUCCCUUGCAGCUGUAGCAUCUGCCUGUGAAUCCUCCUCUUCUCUAUUGAACCCUGGUUACAACGCGGUUGAAGACUGCUGAAGGCAUUUGCUGAAUCCAUAGCCUUGUCCCAUUAUUAAAAAAAAUGUCAGGGCCAAAUAUUAAACCCUAAGUUUAGUUUUGGACAGCAUUAUUGGAUUGCUCCUAAUUACAUGUUUAUCAUUUUAUAUCUCAGUAGAUGAAAGGAAAAACUUUUCUUAAGCUCAGUCCUUUUCUGUGGAUUCAGCAGGUGUGUUUAUGCGGUGCAUGUUUAUUCAAAUCUUUUUUUAUUAGAAUAUGAGAUAAGUCUUCCCGUAGAUGUCUCUUGAAAAAAAACUAACAUUUAAAAACGAGUAUUUCUUGAUGUCAUAAUAAACAAACGCUGUUUGUCAAAGUAUUUAUUGCAAGGUGUCAGAUAGAGAUGGGAGAGCAAUCGAUAACUGAUCAGUCAUAUUUUAAAUGUAUCAUAUUUACUCAAAGUUAUUUGAUAGAUACGUUUAGUGACUGCGAGGUCGGGCUCUCCCAUCUCUAGUGUUAUUUGUUCCAAAUUAGAACAUUUUGAGGCUGUCCGCCAUGCUCCUCUCAAGCAACGGGGUCAAAAAUAAAUCAAAGUAUGGUUUUUUUAAAAGUGUCCUUUUUUCUAGGAGCUGAUUUAAAGCCAUGAUGCAAUUUUGAAUACUUUAUAAAUGGCAUUUGACUUGAAAUGUGCCACAUUUUUUCCUGCAUGGUAGUUUGAUUUGGAACCCAACUGUAUUUUUUUUAAACAUCUAUAGUGUUUCUUUUUCUGCCUAUAUGCUAAAACCACAGUACAGAAUCCUAGAGUCUACAGAGUAAAUGUUGAUUCCUGUAGUAACUAGCAUGGCUGUAACUUCUUUCAUGAAUUUCACUGAUGAGAUGAAUAUGUGGCUGGUGAAAGGAAGACAUGAAAUAGUCCACUUUUAGAACAAUUUGGGAGAAAAUAAACGAAGUUGGUUAAUGAAA
Eleginops maclovinus (Patagonian blennie) is the source of this 4162-nucleotide messenger RNA. RefSeq names its product coiled-coil domain containing 85C, b (gene ccdc85cb). The transcript is spliced from 7 exons. Gene Ontology annotation, cellular component: apical junction complex. Bases 759 to 1985 code for a protein of 408 amino acids. The record is from RefSeq and is a predicted model, not a curated record. NCBI's taxonomy places the organism in Eukaryota, Metazoa, Chordata, Actinopteri, Perciformes, Eleginopidae.